AUACAGUAUGUUGAAGAAAAGAUGACCAAAGUGCUGAUUAUAUACAUAGACCUGUUAAUAUAUAACCAUUGUCACGCGUUAUCAGUGUCAUAUAGCCUAUAUAAUGUUCGUUUGCCUAUAUGUUCGUAGCCUAUAUAAUGUUCGUUCGCUCUGGAUAAAAGUGUUUCCUAAAUUAUUUUCUCUGGGCAAAUAAGUACAUGUUUGAAAUAUUAGGUUACAGUGUAACAGCAAUAUUAAAGUGCGCGUGUGUAUGUUUGUUACAUUGUAGCGCGGCUGGUCGGGAGCGCCCUUGACGUCACCGCCGCUCUGUUGUCGCUUGUGCAGAGCUCGAGCUGUAAGCGCGCGGAAUCGCAACCAGGAUAACAACCAAACAGAAUCCCUGAAAGCGCAGAGUUUUGUGAGAGCUGGUGCUCCGCGCGGUAGUUGGCAUUCAUCCGGACCGUUCCACGUCUGUGUGUUGUGCGUUAAAGCGAAGGAAAGACUCGCAGAAGUAAAACAUGGCAGGGUUGUUGGCCGGGUUUGGCUGCUUUACGCACGCUGUGGUUCGAGCAGUUCCUCGAUCUCUGGCAACUCAAGCGCUCAGAAGCGGCAAUCUGGAGGUGGACCCACUGAAAGCCCAGCAGGAACAUGAGUAUUAUGUGUCGGUUCUGAGGCAGCGGCUCGGUCUGGAGGUGAUAGAGCUGCCCGCGGAUGAGACUCUACCGGACUGUGUGUUUGUGGAGGACGCUGCGGUCGUGUGCGAAAACACCGCGCUCAUCACCAGACCCGGAGCUGAGAGCAGACGCGGGGAGACGGAGGCCAUGAAGAGGGCGUUGACCGAGCUCGAUCUGAAUAUUGUAGAGAUGACCGAUGAAACGGCCACACUGGACGGAGGAGAUGUCUUGUUUACAGGAAGAGAGUUCUUCGUAGGAUUGUCCAAGAGGACCAAUCAGAAAGGAGCAGAGAUUCUGGCCGACACGUUUAAGGACUACGCCGUGUCCACGGUUCCAGUACAACAGGGACUUCAUCUGAAGAGUUUCUGCAGCAUGGCCGGACCGGAUCUCAUCGCCAUCGGCUCCAGUGAAGCUGCCCAGGAAGCCCUAAAGAUCAUGCAGCAGAUGAGUGAUCAUAAAUACGAUAAACUGACGCUUCCUGAUGAUUUGGCUGCAAACUGCAUCUACGUGAAUCUGCCGAAUAAAGGUCACGUCCUGCUACACUGCACACCUGAAGAAUUCCCUGAGAGCGCUAAGGUGUUUGAGAAGCUGAAGGAUCACAUGCUCAUUCCAGUCUCCAAUCAGGAAAAGGGGAAGGUGGACGGAGCUUUGACCUGCUGCUCGGUGCUCAUUAACAAGAAGAGCUAAAUCUGAUGGAUCCCCUCUCUUCUCCUCUUCUCAGUUUUCCUCUCGUUCUCUUUUCUUUCUCUUUCUCUUAUAAGCUUAUUAUGAGGUUGCAUGUAACUGUGCUCUAUGACACUUGGUGUCACUAAUAAAACAUGUACUGAAGACAUUACUGUGAAUAUCAUUUGUGCUCUUUAGUACAUUAUGUAAAAUCGAAUGCAUUGAUUAAUGCCGUUAGACUGAAAUGUGAAAAAAAUGUGACAAUUACACACUUUCUCUUUAAAUCUUUUCUUAAAUGCACAUAAAAAUUAGCUGUAUGAACAAUUUAUUGUACACAGAUUUGUUCUCUCUGUGUCUAAUCUACUGUGCAAAAAUCUGCUUUUGUUGUUUGUAUUUGAGGGUUUUAUGAACAAUUAUUUUUCCUAAUCUUUUGUGUUUAAAAUGCAGGUCAUGUGACAUUUUGAUUGUCCUUGCUUACUAUGAUGCCGUUUAAACUGUGAUGUCCAAUCAGAUACCUCAGGUCAAGACGUGCUUUUUUUCUGUAUGCUUGAAAUACCAGAAUAAAACCUGUUUAGGCCCAAGUACACAUGAAGUGAUGCAUCCCAUAAUGCAAUUUGUCCAAACUUCGAUGCCAAAAGAUGAAGACGAUUUACAGGUCAGGGUCAGGAAACUGGACCUAAAUGAUGUCAACACAUCAGCAAACUUUAAAAAAAAUAAUGUGAAUUAUACAACACGAUGAACAAUGUCCACCAAAUCUUUUUUCCUGAAUGUUUUCAUUAUUGCCUGCCAGAGAGAUCUGGAGUUUUUGGGGAACACACAAUGUCAGCCGGUGAAAACAUUUCCAAAGCACGUUUUAUGAUGUCAUGCUCACAGAGAUAUCUGCGUGUUUAUCAAUCUCCACAUCCAGAAGAAAUUCUUUCCCUGUUUCAUCAUGAAUGUGCUUCAUUCCACCUUGAGUUUUAUAGGUUAUGAUCUUCAUACCAUCUAAAAACUGAUUAUUCAUUUGUUUGUCUCAGUACUCCUCUGAUUUUUUCCAAAAGCAGAAGAUUUUGAGAAGAUCAGUAAUUUAUUUUUCUUUAUUAUUCUUGUCUUAAAAGGGUUUUGAAGAUGUGACUCAGGUCAACAUUCUGUCAUUUAUUCACCCUCGUGCUAUUUCAGUAGAUGUAGAAGAAAAAUUUGACACACUGUAUGUAAUAAAAAAAUUUAUGACUUUAGGAUUUAGUCAAUUGUUAUGCUAUUAAAUCAUUUUGGAGCUUUUUGAAGAAUACACCAUCUCAUUUACUGACAUAAAGAUGAGAGAAUGAUGAUUUAUGGGUGAUUUCUUUAUAUAUAUGUGACAUCAUUUUGUUUAGAUCUCUGUAGUGUUUUCUUUGCUCUGAGAUAUCUGUGGUGGUUUGAAGAAUAAAGACGUCCUCUGUAAUGUU
Molecule: messenger RNA, 2740 nt
Organism: Misgurnus anguillicaudatus (oriental weatherfish)
Lineage: Eukaryota; Metazoa; Chordata; Actinopteri; Cypriniformes; Cobitidae
Source: RefSeq, a predicted model, not a curated record